AUGGACCUUGGUACAGAGAUUAAUGCUGAAGAGAUUAAUGCAGAAGGACGUAAUUCUCGUUCACCAGUUCAUAGAUUGAAAGAUAGCAUUAACUCUUAUCUAUUUCCUACCUCACGCAGAAAUUCACCAAUACCUAUUAAUGAUGACACUGAACAGGAAAGUAAAGUAGACCAGUUAAGAACGUAUCUAGAGGAGCUGGGUCAUCCUUUGGAUACUUAUCAAAUAGAAAAACUUUUAGAACGAAAUGCAUGGGACGUAAGGGAAGUGGCAGAAUAUUGUAGUGAUCUAAGAGAAGCUGAAGAAGGGAUAAUAGUUGAUAUACAAAAGGACAUAGUAAUGCUGGGGUGUGAGAACGACCGUGUGACUAGCUGUUACAUAGAUAGUGUUUUAUUUGCAAUGUUUGCACGAAUUCAAUCCUUUGAUGGUCUUCUUUUUGUACAUGCAGAAGGGAUGAAUGCGCGAAGUUUACAAACACAAUUAAGAUUGUUUGUGAAUAGGCUUCGAUCAGGCAAAUUUAUGAGUGCUUAUAUUAUUAAGCAAUUGCGUGAAAAAUUAAUAAACUGCGGGUGGAUUGGCAAUGAUGAUGGUGGAAAUCCAACACAAGAGGAUGCUAGUGAAUUUUUUCUAUUUUUGUCUUGUCUUUAUGAACUUCCUUAUUUACCUCUUGGGAUGCAUUUAUUUCACGGAGCAAUUGCUGAUCCAAAUGAUGAGCGUGUCAUCACUGAACGGUUGAUCCAGGUUGCUAUACCUGGUGAUCCAAUGGAUGAAAAGCCUGUUUCUUUGGAAGAAGCAUUAGUAAAUUAUUUUCAUGACAAUGUAAUUUCUGGAAUAAAAAGAACUUUUGAUAAUGAAUUUGAACAAUCAGAAGUUUCUGCUUGGCAAGUUUUAAAACUCUUGCCAUUCUAUUCUGCUAGUAAUGAGCAAGGUGAAAAGAUAAAUGCAGUUGAAUCACAUUUUCCUGCAACUAAUUUAAUAUUACCACUUGUACUUAAACGUUAUGGUUAUAAUGAGAAAUUGCAACCAUUUCGAAUAAAGAAAAAU
Molecule: messenger RNA, 1041 nt
Organism: Funneliformis caledonium
Lineage: Eukaryota; Fungi; Glomeromycota; Glomeromycetes; Glomerales; Glomeraceae
Source: the annotation of a GenBank genome assembly